This is a messenger RNA of Myotis davidii, 1086 nucleotides long. RefSeq names its product mesencephalic astrocyte derived neurotrophic factor (gene MANF). Gene Ontology annotation, cellular component: endoplasmic reticulum. The coding region runs from base 16 to 837 and encodes 273 amino acids. The transcript has 3 exons. Gene Ontology annotation, biological process: neuron projection development; dopaminergic neuron differentiation. The record is from RefSeq and is a predicted model, not a curated record. Lineage: Eukaryota; Metazoa; Chordata; Mammalia; Chiroptera; Vespertilionidae.
UGACAACGACCAGACAUGGGCACCUCGCGGAGCUUUCAUCCGUCCCCGCCCCUGGGCAGCGGCUCUGGGAGGGUGGCCGGCACCUCGGGGUCGGCGUGUGUGGAAAUCAACAGCAUCUGGCUCGUCUGCCCUUCGGCCGCCGGUUUGCCCGUUUGUGAGGUCACAGUGAGGCCAUCUCCGGGCCGCGUUCAGUCUGGGUCAGACUUCAUGGAAGGAAGAGGGAGGAGCUGUUUGUGGGCAUUGGGUGUCCCGGGGACCCGGCCCGCGUUCUGCCGGACUGUGAGCCCCGGAGAAAAACGGGCGCCGGGAAAUUCGCCUCCCGCUGCCUCCUCGGGUGCAGCUGGGCGGUGGCUGAGCAUCCUCUCCUUUCUCUCUUUUGCAGUUUGUGUUUCUUAUCUGGGAAGAUUUUACCAGGACCUCAAAGACAGAGAUGUCACCUUCUCACCGGCCUCUAUCGAAAAAGAACUUGUAAACUUCUGCCGCGAAGCAAGAGGCAAAGAGAAUCGGUUGUGCUACUACAUUGGGGCCACGGAUGACGCCGCCACCAAGAUCAUCAACGAGGUGUCCAAGCCGCUGGCCCACCACAUCCCCGUGGAGAAAAUCUGCGAGAAACUCAAGAAGAAAGACAGCCAGAUCUGCGAGCUGAAGUACGACAAGCAGAUCGACCUGAGCACGGUGGACCUGAAAAAGCUGCGCGUUAAAGAGCUAAAGAAGAUCUUGGACGACUGGGGGGAGACAUGCAAAGGCUGUGCAGAAAAGUCCGACUACAUCCGGAAGAUCCAUGAACUGAUGCCCAAGUACGCCCCCAAGGCGGCCAGCUCACGGACUGAUUUGUAGUCGGCCCAUCCCUGCGGCCCUUGAGGGAAAGAAACAGUUCAGCUGUGUCUUCCCCAAACAGCGUUUUGUAAUUUAUUUUUAGACCAGCUCCUGACAAGUCAGGUGUGGAGCCUGAGCCUGGAGCUCUCUGGAUGGUGCUGGCUCUCCAGCACCCCUGUCGGGGGUCACUUCCUUCUGUUGCUGGUUUUCUCUGGGACUUCAAAGUGUGUCUGGGAUUUUUUUAUUAAAGGAAGAAAACUUCUAGCUGUC